Molecule: messenger RNA, 957 nt
Organism: Penicillium chermesinum
Lineage: Eukaryota; Fungi; Ascomycota; Eurotiomycetes; Eurotiales; Aspergillaceae
Product: ubiquitin-conjugating enzyme E2
Exons: 2
Coding region: 1-957 (318 amino acids)
Source: RefSeq, a predicted model, not a curated record
AUGACCAGCCCAUCAACGAAGCGUCUCCUCAAAGAGUCAACAGACCUCCACAAGAACCCAAGCCCUUACUUCACCGCAUCGCCCACCAGCGACUCCAACCUCCACGACUGGCACUUCACCCUCGCCGGGCCCCCGUCUCCCAGCCCCUACGCCCACGGCCUCUAUCAUGGCCGGAUCACCUUCCCGCCCGCGUAUCCCAUGCGCCCGCCCUCCUUUCGCUUCCUCACCCCCUCCGGCCGCUUCGAAGUAAACCGCGAGAUCUGCCUGAGUAUCUCCGGCCACCACGAGGAAACAUGGCAGCCGGCCUGGGGCGUGCGCACGGCGCUGCUGGCCAUCCGCUCGGAGAUUAUGAGCGGCGAGGCGAAGGGCCAGGUGGGCGGGAUGGAGAGCAGCGGUGAGAUCCGCCGCGAGUUCGCCCGGGAGUCGACCGAGUGGACGUGCCGCGAGUGCGGCAAGUCGAACGCUGCGAUCAUGCGCGAGCUGUGGGAUGCGUGCCGGGAGCGCGGGGUGGAGGUCGACGUCGAGGGCCACGGGUCUUCCCAACAAGACAGAGCAGGACAAGGCUGGAGGGAAUGGGGGGAAGCUCCGCCGCCUGAGGACGAGGCGGCCACGGCUGCGGCUACGGCUGCGGCUAGGGCUACGGCUACGAGCCCUGAAUUAGGACAUGGAGGUUCGCCUCAAGCUGAACCUUUACAAGGUGGCAAAACACAGGGUCCGACCGAGGAAGUCGAUAAUUUACCUUCCGUGGUCGCUGCGCCUGCUUCUGGGCUUGCGCUUUCACCUGGCGAGGGCUCGGAAACGGCCACGCGGCCUCAACCACGGCCGGCGGCGGCGGCGGCGGCGACUGCUGUUUCUGCGCCAGCGAGUAACCCUUGGCUUGAUCGGGCUAUCAUGGCGAUCGCCUUUGCGCUCAUUGUGAUGGUUUUGCGCAGAGUUUCUGACGUUAACGAUUUAUAA